Molecule: messenger RNA, 1276 nt
Organism: Anopheles funestus (African malaria mosquito)
Lineage: Eukaryota; Metazoa; Arthropoda; Insecta; Diptera; Culicidae
Product: caspase-3-like
Exons: 2
Coding region: 214-1143 (309 amino acids)
Biological process (GO): proteolysis
Molecular function (GO): cysteine-type endopeptidase activity
Source: RefSeq, a predicted model, not a curated record
UUCUGCGAAAACUUUGCGAUACUUUCGAUAGAGUACAUUUCGGCUCUAUCAAUUCGCAUGAUAACGAAUAGAUAAGCGAUAAAAGAAAGAAAAUUGAUAAGUCUUAUCGAACGAAACGGCACAAGUAUAGAUGGGCAUACUCGAAGGUGCGCACUUAGACCGUCGCUUCAUUCCAUUCCGAUCGGUAGAAAGUGAAAUUUUGCACCAUCCAAAAUGGAAAACAUUCCAAACAAGAGUGAAAAUAUGGAAGUCGCAGACGAAACCGACACUAGGCCUAUUGAGUUGUCGGAGAAUGAAAAUAUUUCAAUUAGUUCAACUCACAGAGGCUCCAUUGUCAGCACACCAAUCGUGUUGGCGGCAGUAGAAGAGGAAAAGUAUAACACAACUUAUCCGAACCUUGGAAUAGCUCUUGUCAUCAACCAAGUGAAUUUUAAACGCAUGGCCAAGCGCGAAGGUAGUGAUAAGGAUCGUGAUAAUAUUAGUUCGGCAUUGAAAACAAAUGGAUUUGAUGUGCGCGUGUUUAAUGAUCUAACAAAAAAAGAGCUUAUUGCUAUGCUAAAAACGAUUGCUAGUGAAGAUCAUUGGCAGAACAGCUGUCUGGUAGUGGUGGUAAUGACACAUGGUGAAAAAGAUGUUCUGUAUGCAUCCGACAACGUAUACCCUGUGAGCGAACUGUGGGAACCAUUUGUUGGUGAUGCGUGCCUAUCGCUGCUUGAAAAACCGAAGCUGUUUUUCAUACAAGCUUGUAGAGGUGAAAAAUUCGACGACGGUGUCAAACUGGUCAAAGUGGUAACGGACACAGUCGAUGCCCAAUCGUCUCCAGAGCCACAGCCGUACGUUAUUCCUACCAUGGCGGACCUGUUGGUGAUGUAUUCCACCUAUGAUGGGCACUACUCGUGGCGCAAUCCCGUCAACGGUUCCUGGUUCAUGCAGUCUCUUAGCUACGUGCUGGAGAGGAACGCUCAUUCCGACAAGGAGAAGGACCUGCUACAAUUGUUGACUGCCGUUUCGAGAAAGGUCGCAUAUCAGUAUCAAUCGAACGUUCCUAACAAACUAAUAAUGGAUGCAAAGAAACAGAUGCCGUGCAUAGUGUCGAUGCUUACCAAGGAGUUCUACUUCCCCAAAAAUAAGAACACAAGCUAAGAACCGUGAGGGCGGUACGAUAUUACUGUAAUGUCACGCAUCUUCGACCAUUCUUUGUGUCUCUCUUUCACAGUUUUCAAACGUUUGCUCAACAAUAAAGUAUUCACCUUGUGUGCUACUGGUUUGCAUUAGA